AUGGCCUCUACAAGCUACGCGACCGAAACCUCCCCCUUCGAGAUCCCCCAUGAGGAAUUGCAAGUCCUGUGCCAGUCGCAUGGCUUCCAGGUGCUGAGGACUUGGCUCGACAAUCGAUAUUCCUUUUGCCCACGUCAUUCCACCUGCGACAUCAAGACUCAGGAAACAUGGACUCUCCACCGCGACAUUCUCCAUGCCCUCAUCAUGCCAAUUGUCGCCUUGUAUAAACGCGCCUCGGCUCUCGCAGAAGCUGCAUUAUGCACUACCAAGUCAGAAGACCUCGAGUUGGCCUUUGCCGGCGACGCAAGAGGAGCCUUCCUGUGGCUUCAGUGCUUCCUCGCCGAGGAGGCGGAUUGGUGCCAGACCAGGGGCUGUCCAGCUUGUGUGACGGCCGAGACCAUGAGUACAGAAUCCCAUAUUCGACUCACCAUUGCCGCAUCAUUACUUUCCACAACCCAGCUGUAUGCCGAGAACUCGUCGCCCGUAAUUGGUGACUUCGGAGGAGACGCACCAUCCCCGCCAGCUGCCGGACCAGACCUGACGUUGCCUCCCCUGCCGCAGAUCUUACCCGCUCUACAUGACGCGUUAGACAAGGAUCCUUUCUGGGGCCCAGAGUACUGGACAUAUCUCUUCGAACGGGCGAACCAGCUUUCCUCCGCCAUUGAAGCCCUCAUCACCUCGUGCGGAGAUCUAGAGUCACUUGUUGCAUCUCCCACCACGGCAAAACCCGCUCCCCACCGUAGCGUGACCAUGCCUGGGCUCAUCUACACGAGGCUGGACUCUGGUGCGAGGGGUGCGAAGCUGAAGAAGAGCAGAUUGGCCAGUCGUCAGCUCCGCAUGAAGGGUGAAGAGAUGGAGAUUAUGCGCCGAUGCGCGCUGCAAUGCUGGGCCAAGGCGGCUGUCCCCAGCAAGUUUAGGAAUGAGCUGUUGGGACGCAUCGAGCGGCGGAGGAGUUUGACCUGUCCGUGA
This is a messenger RNA of Westerdykella ornata, 969 nucleotides long. RefSeq lists its product as uncharacterized. The record is from RefSeq and is a predicted model, not a curated record. NCBI's taxonomy places the organism in Eukaryota, Fungi, Ascomycota, Dothideomycetes, Pleosporales, Sporormiaceae. The transcript is spliced from 3 exons. The coding region runs from base 1 to 969 and encodes 322 amino acids.